AAGUGUUAGCCACACGCAGCUAACUUUGUCUGAUAUUUGACUUCUUUAUUCCUUUAAUUUUUCCCGAUUUACCUCAGUUUUUCGUCCUAUUUGAGAUAAAUGGAAUUAUAAGUUUUUUUUUAAAGGAAUACAGCCGCCAUGAACGGGAGCACCAACCCGCUGCUGGACAAAGAGGAGCAUGUUUUGAAGCUCGGAGAAAGCUUCGAGAAGAGGCCCAAAUCUUCUUUUCACACCAUCAGAUACGACUUCAAACCGGCGUCCAUCGACACGAGCUGCGAGGGAGAGCUGCAGGUCGGCAAAGGAGAUGAAGUCACCAUCACGCUGCCUCACAUUCCAGGCUCCACGCCGCCGAUGACGGUGUUCAAAGGGAACAAGCGGCCAUACCAGAAGGACUGCGUGCUGAUCAUCAACCACGACACGGGGGAGUUCGUCCUGGAGAAGCUGAGCAGCAGCAUCCAGGUGAAGAAGACCAGGGCGGAGGGCAGCAGUAAGAUCCAGGCUCGCAUCGAGCAGCAGUCGGUCCGGUCCGGCCAGACCAGCUCGCAGUUCCGGGCCCCGACCAAACCCGGAGCCGGCAUCAAGACGUCCCCGUCCCCGUCCCCGUCCAAAGACAACCCCUCCCCCGAGCCCCAGCUGGACGACAUCAAGAGAGAGCUGCGUGCGGAGGUGGAGAUCAUCGAGCAGAUGAGCAGCAGCGGCAGCAGCAGCUCGUCGGACUCGGCCAGCGCCUCGGGCAGCGGCGACGACAGCAGCAGCAGCAGCGACGGCGAGCACGACGCCCCCCGGCCGCCGGGCCAGGCCUCGCCGGGCCGCCUGCCCGCGGCCAACGGGGCGGCCGAGCGGCCGCAGGGCAACAACCAGCUGAUGAACACGCUGCGAAACGACCUGCAGCUCAGUGAGUCGGGCAGCGACAGCGACGACGACUGAAGAGUCUGAGUGUUCCGGCCGGUGUGUUUCUGCUCCUGCUGCUCCUCUUCCUCCUCUCCUCCUCCUCCUCCUCCUCCUCCUCCUCCUCCUAGUUUGACUCUCUUCAUUUCAUCCUAGUGUUUCCGGCUGGCCUUGAACUUUUAAGAGUGUAUUUUUUAUUAGAUGUAUAUUUUGUUUUGUAAAGCCAAAAAUGUAGAAAAAAAGGAAGAUUUUACUUGAGAUGUUUGGAGGAAUCUAUUUUGGAGUGCACAUACGUAUUUUCUGUACUUGAAGCAGCUAGUUUUAUCAUCAGUUCUCUUCUUGAGUUUUGUAUUUAUAGAAAGAUGAGCAGGUUUUUCACUGAGUCUCUCGUCGGUGGAAGAUUAGGAAAUCAUUUCACUGCAUCAGUUUGCUCCGCUCAGAAAUAUCCUGUCAGUGAGAAAGAAAAAGUCUGGAUCUUUUAAAACAAUCAUCUGCACCUCAGUGCAGAUUAAAGCUCGAAGUAUUUAAACCGCGAAAACUCAAAAUCUUACUACGUAAUUAUAUCUGCUAAUUAUAUCAACAUUGAAGAAAGAAGAUUUGAGUGGCGUUUACCGACUCGUUUUAGAGCCAAAUUUAAAGUCGGCCGGACAUCAAAAGUGAUCAUCUAAUCACUAAAUAACAAACCUGGAAAUUAAAAAAAAAAAAAUAAAUAAAAAAUUGAUUUCAUUUUCUGAGUUCAAGUUCAAGAUUUUGCUGUUUUAAAUGGAGCUCCUCCAGUUAAAAACCAGAUUUCUGCAUUCUGUGCUCGAGUGAAGAGUUGCUGUUUCUUUAGAUUUAGAUUUGAUGGUUUAACAGAGUUAUAACACUCGUCUGUUUUAAAGUUAACAGAAUAAAAAAGUUUUUUUUCUGACUUCCCGUGAGGAAGUCUAGUUGGUUUCACUUGGAAUUUGCUCGAGUUUGCUUGUUUAAAGCUCCUGUUGGUGUUUCUUCCCGCCACAAGGGGGCAGUACAGAGUGAAAAAUGACAAACAGAGACGCACUGCUGUCAAAUAAAUGCAAGUUUUUCCUUCUGAAGAGCCAAAACAGCUCUGUUGAGUUAAUUUGACUCGCAGCCAAAAUCUGAGAUACUUCAGUUCAUGAAUGUUCCACAGCUGAUCAUUCGCUCCCACUCUGGGCCUCCAGUUGUCACGGUUUACAGAUUAUGGAGCCGUGCUGCUGAUGUUGACGGUCCUGCAGCAGAGGGCAAAGUUUUAGACGAGGCUAUUAAACUAAAUUGGGUCAAAAUGUUCAGUAGAGCCACAGAGUCGAGUGUCUCUAGUGUUUUUUUAACCAAAUAAAACCUAAAAGUACCUUCAGGAGGAGGAAACACCUGCAGCCACAGGUUGGACUGAAUCACAUUCUCAGCUGAGUCUGUGAUCUGAUGAACUAAUUGUCAAAGUAAAGCAAACUUUAUCAUGGGAUGUGAUCAGAAACUGGAUCGAUACACUUCCAGUUCUCAAAAAUCCAGUCAUGAAUUUGCGCCGACAUGCCAGCUGAUCUGAUCUGAUGGAUGUAGUUCUCGGAGGUCUGCUCUGGUGAAAAUCAGUCGAGGAGGAUGUGCUGAAGCAGCGUUUUCAAAAAGCAGUGUUUUCAGAUCAGACUAUUAUAAUCAUCUUUCACUCUCACUGAUCACACGAACGAGUUUGAUGAUCAGUCAAACAACUCAGGAGGAGUUCAGAUUUGAGUCAACGAACUUCAGGAUUCAUGAUCAUUAAAAAAACGGCAGAAUGUGCAGGAUUGUGUAGAGAAAAGCAGGAAGUUUCCUCCAUCAGGGUUUAUUUUCCGAUCAUUUGCCUUCAGAGCGCCGCCGUUAUUUUUCCAGACAGAGAACAUGAGUUUUAUUUUUCACCCUGGAGCCGCUCCGGGCCCUUCAGGGUGCCGAUGAAGGAGAAUGUGUUGUUUUCUGAAAAUGCCAAAGAGCUGAACGAAGUGCAGGAAUCAGUGUGACCACUGUCGGUGUGUGUGUGUGUCUGUGUUCUAUUUUCAAAGUGUGUGUGUGUGUGUGUGUGUGUGUGUGUGUGUGUGUAUCAGUUCAUUGAACACUACAGCUGCAUCUCCAAACAGUAAAAGUUCAAUACAAACUGAAACGCUUCAUUGAAUCUCAAAAUGACUUCAUUUCGAAAUUAAGGUCAGAAGUUUCUUUCCUGGUUUGAGGCGUUUUUACUUUGAUGCUGUGGAUUUAAAAACACAAACACACAAAAAAAAAAAACAGUUUGCAUUGUGAUUCUGC
Messenger RNA from Salarias fasciatus (jewelled blenny), 3156 nucleotides. It is a transcript of the gene eaf1, whose product is annotated as ELL associated factor 1. Gene Ontology annotation, cellular component: super elongation complex. NCBI's taxonomy places the organism in Eukaryota, Metazoa, Chordata, Actinopteri, Blenniiformes, Blenniidae. The transcript is spliced from 6 exons. Gene Ontology annotation, molecular function: transcription elongation factor activity. Gene Ontology annotation, biological process: transcription elongation by RNA polymerase II. Bases 139 to 927 code for a protein of 262 amino acids. The record is from RefSeq and is a predicted model, not a curated record.